Lagopus muta (rock ptarmigan) is the source of this 3968-nucleotide messenger RNA. RefSeq names its product RNA polymerase III subunit G (gene POLR3G). Bases 1155 to 1805 code for a protein of 216 amino acids. Gene Ontology annotation, cellular component: RNA polymerase III complex. The record is from RefSeq and is a predicted model, not a curated record. Lineage: Eukaryota; Metazoa; Chordata; Aves; Galliformes; Phasianidae. Gene Ontology annotation, biological process: transcription by RNA polymerase III; cell population proliferation. The transcript has 9 exons.
AAUGAGGGCAAUGGGGAAGGAAGAGGCUCCGACAGGGCGUUGUCAUCUUGGCAGUGUUGUCAUCGCGGUCGGUAUUUCACUUCCCUGACGCGUUCAGGGAAUGCAGGUGGCAUGAGCAAUCCCCGCAUUUAAGUGUCCAUGCGUUAUUUGCUCUGCCGUUAUUUUCAGCUCCCGCUGGUUGCUACCGUCUCAGAGAAAUGAACACAGCAGAAGUUGUGCUCAGAGUUGUGUGUUAAUGGGAACUGGUUCAGGUGUUUGGCUGCCACACAGGCCUGCAGCUUUGGCCUCUUCUGGCCUCAGAGGGUUUGCCUAGCUGCAUGAGGGGCAGCUCCUGCAGCACAUACAACUUCACACGUUUCAGCUGUGUUUUUGCUUACCUCCAAAACUCAUCCUUUUUUCUUUUUUGUAGAGUAAAAGCAACAGAAUCUAUCUGUAAAUAAGGAACUUCAUGCAGCCAAACAUCCUUCAUAGUCUUAAUUUCUCAUGGCAAUUUUGUCAUUCAUAGUUUGUUUUUAUACUCACAGAAUCGUAAAAUAUCUCAAGUUGGAAGGAAACAAAGGGAUCGUAGAAACAUCAAGGCUGGAAGGGACUACCAAGACCAUCUAGUCCAACCCCAACCCGCUACCACCAUGCUCAAUAACCAUGUCCUUCAGUGCUGCAUCCACAUGCUGCUUGAAUGGUGACUCCAGCACCUCCCGAGGCAGCCUGUUCCAAUACCUCACCGCUCUUUCUGAGAAUAUUUUUUUUUCCUAAUAUCCACCCUCAACCUCCGCUUAAACUUAAAUUGGCAGCUUAAAGCCAUUCCAUCUCGUCCUGUUGCAGUUACCUGGCAGAAGAGGCUGACCCCCAUCCCACCACCUAUCUGGUCAUUGUAGAGAGCAGUAAGGUCUCCCUUGAGCCUUCUCCAGGCUUGUCCAGUCCCUUCUAACACUCCCCAUAAAGCUUGUGCUCCAGACCCUUCACCAGCUUCAUUGUCCUAACUGAUGAUCCUUUGCUGGAUCAUCAAGUCCAGCUCCUAGUUCCACACAGGACCACCCAAAAUUCCAACUAGAUUUCUAUAAUUUUCUGUGAAGCGGACUGACAUAGAAACGUGUAUCAUGAUUUAGCUUCCUCCAAAGAGAGCAUAUUCCUAUGGAAAAUAAUACUAACUUCAAAUGGCUGGGUCAGGUAGAGGAAGAGGACGUGCUUCAUUUACAUUCAACAUUGAAGCCAUUGGCUUCUCUAAAGGUGCAGUUCUACCUGAUGUUGUGUGUAAGCCUCCACCGCUAUUUCCUAGUACAGAAAAUAAGCCAGUGCCUCUGAAAACAGGAGACGAUGAAGAUUACAUGUUGGCCUUAAAACAAGAUUUUAGAGGAGCUAUGAAAAAAAUGCCAUAUUUUUUGGCAGUAGAAGAAGAUCAUGAAGCAAUUGAAAGGUACAGUAAAAAGUACAUGGAUGAUGAAAAGGAGCAUGCAGCAUGGACUCCAGAUUGGAGAAGACUUCCAAGAGAGAUGAAGCCAAGGAAAAAGAUGAAGAAAGCAGGUGCAAAACCAAAAAAGGCAAAGAAUUCUGAGCCUAAAAGUAACGUGGAUGUGUUGAAAAAAAUUGAGGAGUUGGAAAAGAAAGAUGAUGAAGAAGAAAAAUCUGAUGAUGAGAAAGACAGAACAAAAGAUAAAGAAGGUGAAGAUGAUGAAGAAGCUGAAGAGCCAGAAGAAUAUGAUGAAGAGGAACAUGAAGAGGAAAAUGACUAUAUUUCUUCAUACUUUGAAGAUGGAGAUGACUUUGGUGCUGGCAGUGAUGACAAUAUGGAUGAAGCAACGUACUAGCUGUUGUUGCUAGGAGGUGUACUGUUCAUGAAAUAGAAUCCUGGAGGUAGGCUGAGUAUUACUGACAGAACUAAUGCUUCAGAUCUUUUGGGUUUAAGCUUACUCUCCGAAAACAUAUGGAACAAUUUUUUGUAAUUGUUUUUCGCUGUAAAAUGGGAUCCCAGAUCCCACAUUUUGUUCAUUUGCCAUGUUUUGCAGAUAUGCACUUUUUAAAGCUUCUCUGAGAUGCCUACUGAUGCCAAUACAUGGCCUCUGCACAGAAAAAGAAUGUAUCCAUUUUUGUCGAAUUGUGCCUAAGCAUUUGCACUAGUCAGUUCUGUGCUUUAGCUGUGAAAUUCCUCAUAACUGGAGCAAAGCAAAAAUAAAGCCGUUACGGAUGAAAGCUGCCCAUACUUAGCAGCUGACUUGUUUGAAGGAAUUCGCAUUAACUUCUGAAUUCAGGGGACUGAAAAUAAUUGACCACUAAGCACUUUAAUGUAAACUGACUUGAAAGAAUUGUAGGAAUACAGACUACCAAGGUAAUAAGUAUUUUGAAGAGGUACUGUUCUAGUCAGCAGAACUCUUACCUUUAGUAUAUUAUUUAAAAGGAAUGAUAAUAUUUAACAAUAUGUUUACAUUGCCUGUAUGCAUCAGUAUAAGUGAUUAUUAGGGGUAAUUUCAUUUAGAAAGAAUACGUGACAGAAUUUAAGAUUGAGAAAGUAUGCAAUUGUGUUUUCAACAGUAGCAUGCAGUUUGAAGGCAUAAGAGUUUUACUAGCUCCUCAGUUUUUCUGCCUGUUACGGCAAUAUUAACUUUCCUACCUCACAGAGCUGUUAAGUGAGAUAGCAGAUUAUAUCCAUGCAAAGAGGCAUUUACUUACUUUUCUACAAAACAAACAAAAUUUACAGAAUGAAAACUAAUAAAAAAGCACAUACAUUUCUCAUGCAAGAGAAAUAUGUGGUAAAGCAUGUUGAUUGUGAAAAAUUAGGAAAACAUGAGUGCUCAGAAUAGGAAAACUACAAUGUUUAGAAACUUUUUAAAGAACCAACAGCCAAAAUGUAAAAAAUUUAUUCCUGAGUUUAGAAGCUAGAGGAACACAGUGACAGAGCAGUCUCUGUGUCCCUUUGUCCUUUGACUAUAUAAAAUAUUUAUCAAUGUUAUAAUUUAUCAGUUUCAUUGUAACAUGAAUGUGCUGUUCCUUCUAACAGGUUCUGUUGGCAGGACUAAUGAAAAUAAAAUGUUUUAAGAGCAAGCCAAUUCUUUUGUCAGUUUUCUUUGGAAGUGUGGCAUUUUGUCAAGUGGCGCUUUACCUCACUGCUGACUAGAAAGUCAUACUGCAUUAUUCUGUGGACUCCUCCCUGCAAUAAGAUGGUGCAUUCUGCUAAAUUAUAUAUCAGUUCUAAAGGAAAUUAAAAUGCAAUGUAUGUCACACUUCAGAGGUAAACUAAUUGCAUUUUGAAGAACAUUCAAUAAACAGUCUGCUAAAUUAUAUAGGAAAUGUAUUCUGUUCAUUUUCUUUUGGCAACAUACAUACUAGCAGUUGUUUCUUCAACAGAUGUGCCCAUUUUAUCUAUGUGGUACAUAACAGAAGGCACUGUAAACAAGGCAACCAUGUUGAAAGGUAAACAAUGAGAGAAUCCCUGCAACUUGCAUAAGGAAAACAAAUAGAGUGCUUUUGCCAAGGGCAAAAGAACCAGAGGGUAAACACUGGAAAAGCAAUACUGCAUGUGUUAUAAUUUGGCCACUGCUGUGGCUAGCUUGAGCACAUGACUCUUCUUUGGAACAGGGGACUUUCUUCAUUCAUCACCUUUAAAAGGUUAACUAUGGUCACAUCUGUUCUACACAGAAGCAAUCACCGUGUCUCAGGAUAGAUCUUCUAGACUAGUUUAACAAUGGUAGAUAAGGUCAAAGCUUAAGAACAGCCUGUGCCCUGUGUUAAGUAGUUUCUGAAAUGGAAUGAGGUUGUAUUGUUUCAGAGCCGUAAUGCUCACAGCUGUUCUUGUAAGUUGAUAUUUCUAAUUGCUUGGAAUUUAUUCCAAGACCAUGAUGUUUAUAAAAUGUAGACUGUUUGCUGGGUCUAGAUCUAGCCGAGGCUGGAGUUGAAGGACAGCUAAGCAAGUGUGUGUGUGCUUACCUUCUUUCUGGGGUUAAGCUAGGACACUAACUUAAUUUUUCAUUCCUAUU